AUACAUUAUUAAUUUCCUCAAAAGUACAUCACUCCCCCAUUUACAUUUACGUCAUUUACUUGUAGAUAAAGAUAUCUUAAACAUAUUCAUUCUUAUAAAACGCACGUUUACAUAUUCCUCUCUUCUGCGUUUUAUACAUUCACACUAUCGCUUACAUUAGUCGCACACUUAUCUCAUAUAAAUAUAUAUGAAAUACGCUCGAACAUUGAAAAAAAGAUGCUAUUAUUCUUAGACAUAAGAGCAACUGCGCAAAGAAAAGGAAUUGAAAAAAAUAUCUGGAAGACAGAAAGAAGAGGGGUCGGCAAUCUCGCUAUUCGCCGCUGAUAUGAAUCGCCGCGGGGCUGUAAGCUGUAGGAUGGACCAAAAUGGACGCAAUUGGAUGAAGGAAGACUCGUGGACACGACGAUGGCGUAGAUAGUUGUCCAGCAAAGUGACAAAGUCCACGCGACCGUCGCCCUCGCUCCUCACUACGCGAGUCCCGCGGUGAGAAUGUCGUGUCGCGAUCCCGACAACCUGAUGAUAAGCACGAGCGACGACGAGAGCUUCGACUACCUGUUCAAGAUCGUGCUGAUCGGCGACUGCGGCACAGGCAAGACCUGCGUGGUGCAGCGCUUCAGGUCCGGCACGUUCGUCGAGCGCCAUGGCAACACCAUCGGCGUCGACUUCACCAUGAAGACUGUCCUCAUAGACGGCAAGAAGAUCAAGCUACAAAUAUGGGAUACCGCAGGGCAGGAAAGAUUUCGAACGAUAACUCAGAGUUAUUAUAGAUCUGCAAAUGGAGUAAUUGUAGUUUAUGAUAUUACGAAGCGAUCGACAUUCUUAAGUUUGCAACGUUGGGUGGAAGAGGUCCGGAGGUACACGUCAUCUCAUGUGCUCCUAGUAUUAGUCGGUAAUAAAUGUGAUCUGGAAGAUCUGCGCGAGGUGAAGAAAGUGGAGGCCGAAGCCUUAUGUCAAUAUCUGCCUGAAGUUUUGCACAUAGUGGAGACCUCAGCCAAAGAUAACACAAAUAUCGACUCUAUCUUUUUCUAUCUGGCAUCGGAACUUAAGAGACGACAUGAUAAUCGUCAAAUUAGCGCGAGCGAAGAUGAAGUGGUGAAGCUCGGUGUCGGUCGAGAUCUGUCUUCUUGUUCGGGCUGCUCGUUUAAAAUAUUUUAAAUUUCGUUACAUAUAAUUUUUUUGAUGCGCUAUUUUCGAACGACCGAAAGUAAAGUUUCAUGUAACAAUCGACGUGUCCAGUGAUAAGAUAAAAGAUAGUCGACAAAUGUGAUAGCGAAUAAUUCCUUCAGCUUCAUAAGUUGGGACUUCUUAGAACGAUAAUUGAAACGUAAAAAAUUAUUAUAAGCGAAGGAUUUAUCUGAAAUAUCACAUAACUCUUGUAAUUUUUUUUCAAAAAUUUCACUGCCUUUUAUCUUAUUUCGUGAUAUAAAUUAACAUCUUUAAAACGAGAUACGUACGAUCAUUGUGAUUCUAUCAGUUAGCAACUGAUAGCAGAAAGAUACUUAGGUGCCAAAUUCAAAAUAUUAUCUUUCUAUUCACGCAGAACAGGACAACGUUCGCUGUUUUAAUCUCGAGCAAAAAAUGAAUCUCGCGAUAAAGAUCUAAUUUUUAGAAUAAGGCGGCUCACACUUCUGCUCCAAAAGUUUACUGGGAAGAGGCACAUAUGUGUAUUUUUAUAUACAAUUUAACAAAAACGUACAAAUAUAUACACUUAUACUUACGCAUGCAUACACGUAUUGAUACACUAUGAACACCACGGUGAAAUGUCUAAGAGAUCUCCCUAGAAAGAUCUUAGAGUAUUCUAGUGCCUUAAAAUGUUACACGUUUUCAUAUACUAAACGCGCACAAACAUUUGCGAAGUGUACUCGAGAAGUUUACAGAGAAUUUAAAUUGCGAGUGGUAACUUAAUGUUUUUUUUUUUAUUUAUUUAAUUUAUUUGCACGUACGAAAGUUGUUACGGCGAACGUGAGAUUUAGCCUCUCGAUCACCGAGCACCCACUUAGAAGCUGUAAAUACUAAUCCACAGCAUUCUCAGGGCGCAUUUUACGCUAAAAGCGGCCGUUUGAUUCUGAUCGAAUUCGGUUGGACUGUAUCAGUGCGCACUAGUGCACAUUAAAGUCAACGUACAUGAAUUGAUGUAAGAUGUGUGUUCAGUAUAAAUAUAUAAACAGAUUAAAUUAUGAAAUCUUCAAUACUCUUUUAUGUUAUUUGAUAAAAUACAAGUAUUAAAAAUUUUAUCAAUUGAGAUAUGUGCAAUUUAUUUUUAUACUAGAUCAAUGUGCAACGGCUUUAAUAUGCACUAGUGCAUAUUAGUACAUCCAACCAAAUUUGCUAUAAGCGUGUCUCCAUUAAAACUUGACAUUUUGCGAUCCACGUUGUCACGAUGUAAGAAUAUUAAUCUUAUCUAAAAGCAAAACAAAAUAUUUUUAACUUUAAUAGGUGUUUUUAUUUUAUCGUCUCGUGUUUGUACGGAAAGAAAUUUACGAUUUAAUUCGUAUCACAUAUCGUAACUUAUUUCAGUCAGUGCAAUAAUGUAAUAAAUAUAUAUAUAUAUAUAUAGCAAAAUGUUAAAGGUGACAUCCAGAUAACCGCAUUCAGCGUUAAAAGUGCAAUGUGAAUGGGCAAAUCUGUAGAAUGCGUUUCGUUUAAGUAAACGCUAUUGUUAUUUGUGAACAAACCGUAUAACGAAUCUCUAUUACUACUUAUAUGUAAAUUGUUGUAAUAUAUUUUUUUAAUACUUAUGUUGCGUGUAUUAUUCUCGAAAUACUCGUUGCGAUUGCAAAUUAUAUAUUUUUGAUAUGAGCUAAUUAAUACGUAAAUAUCUUGCGGUUACGUCCAAAUCAAAGUGUUCUCACGAAUCAAGAUAGAUCUAAUUUUUAUAACUUAUAUAAGUAUCUCGGUGUUUUUUAAAAAAGUAUUUUGUCAGAUAUGAAAUAGGAAGUAUAUUGACUUCCACACUGUUAAAUAAUAAAUGUAAUUAUAGAUAUGAUAUGAAAAUGUUUGAACCUAUGCGUAUGCAAAAGAGGGAUAUUAUACGCAAUUAAGUUCAUUAAAUUACAUUUUGAAUAUUGCAUGUUCAAAUAAUACACAUGGUAAUGUCUCAUGAGAUUGAUCAAAUGUCUCAAAAUUACGUACAAGUAUUUUGAAAUUUAAUGUUAAAUUUUAUUUGUAUCCUUCUGAGAAUAUAUACGUGUUAUAAAAAUUGAUGCUUUGUCUACUUUAUCUUCUUCUCGUUACGUAAAAACUUAUAAACUUUUUGAAACACUUGAUUAAUUUUAUGAGUAAUUAUAUCAUAUGAAAUUAUUAAAAAUAUUUAUUAUAUUCUACACAGUAUGUAUGUAGAGACAGUUGAAAAAUAUAUUUUUCAUUAAACUAUGUCAUGUGUAGCAUAAUAGUUUUGUUAGAGUUAACAAAACGGCUUCAUGUAUUGCAUUUCGAUAACAAUUUCAGAUAAUAGAAUUCACUUAUUACAAAACUUUACAUACAUGCAAAUUAAUUGCUUUGCGUCAACGUAGACUGACUCUAAAAAAAGAAGAUUCAUCACAGUGAUAAAGUUACUCUUUAUAUGCGUAAGUUGUUUAUGGUAAAAGAGUCAUUUAAAUAUUCAUUUAUACACAUUAUUAUUUGGUUUACGUGGAAUGGAACAGAUAAUUGUUCGAUAACUAUUUCUUCCAAUGUAAAUGAACAUGUAUGAUUAACAUUAAAAAGAUCAAAACACUAGCUGAUAACAUUCACUCUUUCUUUUAUUGCAUUAAAAUAAUAAUGUAGAAUAAGUGUGUUAAAACAGGUGAAGCGAGGUAGAAAAGACAACUCUAGAUGACAAUUCACAAAUGUUACAGAUGCGUAAAUUGAUCAUGAAUUUACAAAGAUUGAUUUUUAAUUUGAUCUUAAAUAUCAGAUGUGUAUCUGUUAUUAAUGCGACUUAAUUUAUAUUCUUCGUAUAUA
Molecule: messenger RNA, 3942 nt
Organism: Solenopsis invicta (red fire ant)
Lineage: Eukaryota; Metazoa; Arthropoda; Insecta; Hymenoptera; Formicidae
Gene: Rab19
Product: ras-related protein Rab-43
Exons: 5
Coding region: 490-1155 (221 amino acids)
Biological process (GO): protein secretion; regulation of exocytosis
Molecular function (GO): GTP binding; GTPase activity
Source: RefSeq, a predicted model, not a curated record